AUGGUGAUUGUGCCAUUGCUAAGUCCAGGAGUGAAACUAGUCUCUGCGGUGGCGACUAAACCGGUCGCCUCCGUCUCCGUCUUGCUAUUCUACGGAGAUGUUCUUCCCCGGAAUCUUCAACUAGAAAGAUUAACCGGUCGAGAAUUUACAAUUGAUGGCAAUGAUUAUCUAGUCCGGUUUAUUGUAUCUUUCUUAAGAUGUUUCUGUUAG
Molecule: messenger RNA, 210 nt
Organism: Arabis nemorensis
Lineage: Eukaryota; Viridiplantae; Streptophyta; Magnoliopsida; Brassicales; Brassicaceae
Source: the annotation of a GenBank genome assembly